GGUCCCCAGGCUUCAGCCUUGCUUCACCAUCCAGCUGUCGCGCUUUCACGGGACAUACCUCACGUUAUUUUCGUGCAGCACCGAAACGCAGUCUCUCUUCUUGUCCACCCCAUCACGAUAUUAUCGCUUCUGCCAACAAUUUCCCUGUCCCCCUCCUGCCAACUGUUUCCUCUUGCCAUCUGAGUUCUUUUUCUCUUCCUUCUCUCUAUUCCUACCUGAUUAGCGCUACCCAGCAGACGCCGUGGGCCACUCACAAGUCGACAUGGCCCCUGCUCCGGCGGCUCCGCCAGCGCUCCCUCCUUCGGUCGAGGAGGCCUACCGCCGGAAGUGCAUCCAGUUGAAGCAGCGGACGAGCGAAGUCGAAGAGGCAAACGAUGCCGCCAGGCUGCGCCUCGCCCGCCUCAAGCGCCAAGUCGAGAAGAUGCGGUUGGAGCGAGCCUUCCUUCUGGAGCAGCUGGCCAAGCGGACAAGCACAAACGUGGAGGAUUCAGACGGCAGCCCGAGCCCACCGCCGACACCGAAGGAGAAGCCGCUGCGCAUCAAGCGUGGGCACCGCAAGCCGUCGGCAUUUCCCAACCUCGACGCGCUCUCCUCUCACACCACCGCCACCCCCGGCUCAACCGGCAUCGGCCAGAACCGGCUAGUCGACUCGCCCAGCUCCGACGCCCAGUCGGGCGCGCAGCAGGGAGACGGCUCGUCGAGUAAGACGAACGGUACGCACAAGGGCGCUCCUCCCAAGAAGCCCGCCAGCGCAUUCGACCUGUACUGCGAGGAGACGCGGCCGUCGGUCGUGCAAGAACAAGCCAAAGACGCCGAGGGAGGCGACCGCAACAACGACGACGCGAUCGACGAGGAGCUCGCCCGGCGCUGGGACAGCCUGCCAGACGACCGGCGGAACGCGUAUAGCGAUCGGGCCGGGCGGCUGCUGGCCGAGUACGAGAAGGAGAAGGCCGCGUACGACGCCAAGGGCAAGGGCAAGGACAAGACGACGGCGGCGGCGGCGGACAGCGGCGCGAAGGCGGACAAGGACAAGUCCGACGAGUCGACAGAGCCGGAGCGGCCGGCGGCGCGGGAGGGAGCGGACGCGCGCGCGGCGCAGGAGGACGUCGACAUGGCGAAUUCGGACACGGACCAGGAGACGCCGGGGGAGAAGGCCGCGGCGUAGAGAUGCCGGCGGCCUUCCCUCGUCUGGUGGUCCGCGCCGUUUUUGGGGAGCAGCUAGCUAGCUAGGUCUUUUUGCUCUGGGGCGAUGGGGAGAUAUCAGAGAUAUCAGAGGAGCCCCUACUCUGCUGCCGGCUUUGGCUUUGCAUUCCGGGGUGCGGAUGCUCUCGAAGUGCUGACUUCGAUGUUGUAUUCCACAAGCAGUCUCUAGAUUCUGUAACGGGCUGGGUGCUGGGAUGGUAAGGGGCAGACAGCUACGGACAUGGCGUCGGUAAUGGGUAAUGGAUUCGGGAUUUUUUUUUUUUCGACAUGAACAGAUCA
Molecule: messenger RNA, 1482 nt
Organism: Thermothielavioides terrestris NRRL 8126
Lineage: Eukaryota; Fungi; Ascomycota; Sordariomycetes; Sordariales; Chaetomiaceae
Exons: 3
Coding region: 263-1165 (300 amino acids)
Source: RefSeq, a predicted model, not a curated record